Molecule: messenger RNA, 2686 nt
Organism: Arabidopsis lyrata subsp. lyrata
Lineage: Eukaryota; Viridiplantae; Streptophyta; Magnoliopsida; Brassicales; Brassicaceae
Exons: 10
Coding region: 187-2385 (732 amino acids)
Biological process (GO): RNA 3'-end processing
Molecular function (GO): nucleotidyltransferase activity
Source: RefSeq, a predicted model, not a curated record
ACGAGACAAGCCACCUUCUCUCUCUCUCUCUCGCAUUCACAAAUUUGCGUCUCUUGCCCAAAUAACCACGGUUCCCUUCCGGGACCGUAAAACUGUAUCAUCUCCGACUAAGUUUGUCGCCGCCUUUUUCCUCUGUCAAAAACAUUCUCCGGUUUAGUACCUCUGCUUAAGGAUUAGAGAGGUAUUAUGGACUCGCGAGGGAAUGUGGCUGAGGAUAAGAAUGUUUCGAGUAAAGCGAUUCGAAAGAAGGUGAACAACACUGUGUCAAUAGCAUUAAAGAGAUAUAAGAUUGAUAGUUAUAUCUUACUGGACCUUGAUAAGGUAUUAAAUGAUGUCUACUGCUCUUUUCGACCGGUUUCUGCUGAUUACGAUACUAGGAAGGAAUUGGUGAAAAACCUUAAUGCUAUGGCUAUAGAUAUUUAUGGUAAUUCUGAAGAGAGCAGCCCUGUCCUUGAGGCGUAUGGGUCUUUCGUGAUGGAUAUGUAUUCCUCUCAGAGUGAUUUGGACGUGUCUAUUAACUUCGGUAAUGGAACACCUGAACUUCCUCGUGAGAAGAAGCUCGAGAUACUUAAAAGAUUUGCAAAGAAGCUCCGGUCUCUGCAGGGAGAAGGGCAUGUUAAAAAUGUUGAAUCUAUCUUCUCUGCUAAGGUGCCAAUUGUCAAAUUCUCUGAUCAAGGGACUGGUGUUGAAUGUGAUUUGUCUGUCGAAAAUAAAGACGGCAUUUUAAAUUCACAGAUCGUUCGCAUCAUAUCUCAAAUUGAUGGCAGGUUUCAAAAACUUUGUAUGUUGGUUAAGCAUUGGGCCAAAGCACAUGAAGUUAACAGUGCGCUACACCGAACCCUGAAUUCUGUAUCUAUAACAUUGCUAGUCGCUCUUCACUUACAGACUCAAAAUCCUCCCAUUUUACCUCCAUUCUCUAUGCUAUUUAAAGAUGGAAUUGAUCCUCCUAACGUGGAGAAAAGGGCACAAAAGUUCUUAAACUGGGGACAGCGUAAUCAGGAAUCUCUGGGUAGACUCUUUGCAACCUUUUUUAUUAAGUUGCAAUCCGUAGAAUUCCUUUGGAGGCAAGGGCUCUGCGUCAGUGUGCUAAACGGUCUUUGGAUAUCUAAAAAGUGGAAAAAAGUUGGCGUUGGAUCCAUUAGUGUUGAGGAUUUUACUAACGUGUCUCAAAAUGUCGCAAGGCGAGUUAAUGGUGCAGGAGCCAAAAAGAUAUACAGCUCCAUAAACAGAACUGUCGAAGACAUCUUUGAAUUCCUCAAUGACAAGGUUGCUGGAACAGAUCUCAGACAUAGGUUAUUUGGCAAAGGAGCUGUUGUGCAGAUUCCUCCUGGGGCGCCACUUAAUGGAAAGACCGCUGGAAUACACAGGGUGUCUGGCCAACAAGCUGUUGUGGAGCCUCGUCCUCCUGUGCAGCCGCUCAAUGGCAAAAUUGCUGGAACACAUCGCAAACAGAAGGUGUUUGCCCGACAACCAGUUGUGGAGCCUCGUCUUCCUGUGCCGCCACUCAAUGGCAAAAUUGCUGGAACACAUCGCAAACAGAAGGUGUUUGCCCAACAACCAGUUGUGGAGCCUCGUCCUCCAAUGCCACCACUCAAUGGCAAUAUCGCUGGCACACAUUUCAGACAUAAGUCGUUUGGCCAACAAGCUGUUGUGCAGCCUCCUCCUGUGCGGCCACUCAAUGGUAAUAUCGCUGGAAUUCAUUUCAGAGAUAUGUUGUUUGACCAACAAGUACUGGUGGAGUCUCAUCCUCUUCUGCCGCCAUUCAACGGCAAUAUCACUGGAACGCAUUUCAGACAUAGGUCGUUUGACCAACCAGCAGUUCUGGAGCCUCGUCCUCCUGUGCCUUCUCUCAACAUUUACUCACAGCAACUUCACAAUAACUACAGAAACGGGUUCAGUGGUCCUCCUGAAGAACAUUACAGCAAAAGAGUUUGUUUGGGAAACAACUACAGAGCUGUAGAAGAAACGGGUCAGUGGAGAGAGGAAGAGAGAUACGAAGAUCCCAGAGGAAAACGAAACAGGUAUAUCGGAAACUUUAACGGGUUUGAAGAGUUUCGUGAAAUUCCCCGUUUUGGAAUCCAUAGUAACCCUUUAGAUGAUCCUUAUAGACAAGUCCCUUUGAAUGCUCGAAUCCAUAGUAACCUUUUAGAUGAUCCUUAUAGACAAGUCCCUUUGAAUGCUGGAACAAAUGGUCAUUUGGUUCGCCAUAGGCAUGAUGGUAGAUAUAGUCGUGAAGAACCAAUGCAUGUGGGACCGUGGCAAGACUACAAUCGUAGAAUUGAUCCGCCACCACCGCAACCCCUUCCUCCUUAUGGUAGAGUUAGCUAUGAGAAUUUUCGUCCUCAAAACCUUAACCAACCUCAUUUUGGUAGAUCGUUUUACUAGUAGGGUUUUUGAACAGCAAAGUUCAAAACCAACCAUUUUUUAAAGAUGAAUAUAAAUUCAUUUUAGGGAGGAAUACAGGUUUUCGGUACUUCGGUUUAAAUGUGGAGAAGUGAAAUUGAUGUAACUACAGUUUUGGGUGCUGAGAAAAUGUCUUGAAUGUUGUAUGUUACUGUUUAGCUGGGAUAUGAGUUAAUUUUAUGCUGGAUUCGGUUAAAAUUUGGAUUGGAGGAUUUUUUACCAAUUUUAUGUAAUUUGUUUGUGUUUAAGGAUAACUUAAAUUUCAUUCUUCGUUAUGGUAUUA